ACGUUUCCUUAACAACGUCAGCGCCUUGUGGGCUUUGCUCACCGAAACUGACAGUCUUUCGUCCCCAGCGGAAUUAAAAAAACCCACCUGAGACUAAAAGACGUCCCAAACAUGGCGGAGAGACUUGUAUAAUCUUGAUACUGACUUGGUUUUGGACUAGCGUCUAAAAGAUUAGAGAAGAGAAGAACCGUUUCACUUCACCGCUCCAGUUCUUUGUGUAUUAGCCACUUCCGGAAAGCCCUCUCAGAGGCUGCUGGGAGUCUACCAUCACCGCUGUCAGCAUCUGAGCACAAAUGUGAAAUGAGGAGACACAGAGAGAGCACGUCUCUUCCUUCUCUGCGCUGAAAAUAUCUCGUCUUGACAGCGUUUACGUCUAAUGAAGAUUGGAUAGAGAGUGAAGAAGGCCAAGCAAAGGCAAACACAGUCAUCUCCAGCACACAGCAAGUCUGCGACCAUGACGGAGCAGAAGGGACUGGCACCAGCGGCUGGCCUGACAUGGGCGCGGAUGUGUAAGGAGUGUGGUCAGGGGCACGAAGGCCAGGACAGCCAUUUGUACGAUUACCAAGAAGAGGUGGACGAUGAGCUGGUGUGCCACAUUUGCCUGCAGCCCCUACUGCAGCCCAUGGACACACCGUGUGGCCACACGUACUGCUUGCAAUGCCUCAGCAGCUUCCUGCGAGACCAGGACUUCUGUCCUGUGGACCGGCAGCGGCUUCAGCUGCAGCAGUGUCGCCCCUCCAGCUUGCUGGUCCGCAACCUCCUAGACAAACUGACCGUAUUGUGCCCUUUCUACAGCGAGUGCCAGCAGAGCAUGCAGCGCUGCGAGUUGCAGCCUCACCUGCACAACAGAUGCCCUGCAUUCAGGCGGCUCCGGGAGGAGGCCGAGAGGAGGAAGAGGCCCUGCUGGAAUGAGCUGAAAGGAAAUAAGACAGAGGGAGAGUCUGACACCAAAUCUAAUCCAGCCCUCACACGCACAGUUAAUCCCUGUGGACCUCCAGAGCCCGGCCUAGUCAACCCCGCCUUCGAAGAGGGAGAGGAUGAAGUCCCCCUCAGGUCCAGCCUUGUGGCCGAGGCAAAUGUUGUGGAGCUGUUUCGGGAUGAGCCAGAGGAAGAUUUGGGUUUGCGCAUAGUGGGAGGGAAGGACACACCCUUGGGUAACAUUGUCAUACAGGAGCUUGUGCGUGACUCUGUUGCUGCUCGUGAUGCCAAGCUGGCCCCAGGAGACCACAUUCUAGAGGCAAAUGAUGUCAGCUUGACCUCUGUUCUUCAUGGUCACGCCAUCGCAGUGCUGCGGCGGCCUUGUAGUGUCCUUAGGCUUACAGUCAUGCAAGAGAAGGGCUUCAAACCACGGCCUGAACACCACACACACUCUUCUGCCUCUCCUCCAGGACACCCGGCUCAUAACCUCCACAUCUCAGGCACAGUCAUCCAGGUGACCCUGGUGAAACGCGAUCGCUCAGAGCCCCUCGGGAUCAAACUCAUUCGCAAAUCUGAAGAGCCAGGGGUCUUUAUCUUGGACCUGCUAGCAGGAGGGCUGGCCUCCAAGGAUGGUAAACUGCGCAACAAUGACAAAGUGCUGGCCAUCAACGGACAUGACUUGAGACAUGGCACGCCAGAGAGUGCCGCUCAGAUCAUACAGGCAAGUGAAGUACGUGUGAACUUUGUAGUGAUGAGGCAGCUGGACACUGAGGAGGGAGGCGAUAUGCAGAGCAGAGGAGCCAGAAGAGUUCCUGACACUCAGUACUUCAGACGGCAUUCCACAUUCAUGAAGGAUCCUCCUGGUGGAUUCUCCAGCCAAGAGAAAACUGUGAGUCUAAAGAAGGAACCGCGCCAAUCACUUGGCAUCACAAUUGCAGGGGGGAGGGACUGCCGCAGCCGCUUGCCAGUGUACAUCACCAGCGUACAACCUGUGGGCUGCCUGCACAGAGAUGGCACCAUCAAACCAGGUGAUGUGUUGUUAAGUAUCAAUGGCGUUGACCUGACCCAUCUGACCUAUAACGAGGCAGUGUCUUCACUGAAGACCCAGGCAGCUCAUAGUGCCGUGACGCUACGCGUUAUCCGGACUAUCACAGAGGAGGAAGAGGAGGAUGGAGAUGCUGCCAAUAAAGAGGAAAUGGACACACUAGAGAACCCCAGAGAGGACGACAUUAACUGGUCCCCUCUGUGGACCCGCUGGUUGGGUCUGCCCAGCCACAUGCACUGGUGUCGUGACAUUGUGCUGUUGAAGACCAACAAUGAGAGCUGGGGCUUUAGUAUAGUUGGCGGAUAUGAAGAGAGCCGUGGCCAGCAGCCUUUCUUCAUCAAAACCAUAGUGCCUGGAACUCCUGCCCACUUUGAUGGACGUCUCAAGUGCGGUGAUGAAAUUGUGGCUGUGAAUGGAGCCACAACAGUGGGCAUGAACAACUCUUCACUGAUUCCCAUGCUGAAGCUGCAGAAGAAUAAAGUCACACUCACUGUGGUAUCCUGGCCUGGCAGCCUGGUAUAAGGACUGAUCAACACAGCUGACUUCUGACUCUGUUCACUCAAAAAUCAACACUGAUAAAGACUGUGGUCUCCUUCUAUAUUAGUUUUAGCAUGUGUUCUAAUAUUUUUAAAGAUAAUGAUACACAAUACAAACAUUUGAUAAUGCAGUGGUCACCACUCCUGUAGAUCUACCUUCUCAGGGUUGGUGACCUCCCUGAUAAUGGAUCACAUGUCUUUCCCAAAGAAUGAAUUGCGUGGGCAAAAGGCACAGGGAGCAAAUCAGGAAAGUAUGACAAUCACUGAACACAAUCUUAAAGCGAUUUUUUUUUUUUUUUUUUUUUUUUUUUUCUUUUUCAAUUUUCUCCAUUGUCUGAAGGACGAUGUUCUACUUAACUUCCUUGGAGGUGGAUUUCUUUGAGUAUGUUGUAUCUAAGCACAUGAACACUGGCAUGUUCGGUUUUUCACUUAAGAUUACCACUAAACAUUGGUCAUUCACCAUGAAUAUUUUUUCCUGUAGAGAAAACAGCAAUAUUUCCACCUCUGUGUGUUUUUUAUGUAUAUGUAGUAAUGGAGGACAAGUACUGCUACUAUAUUUUCUUCUGAUUGGAUGAGUUGUGAUUCCAAGACUGAUCUAUAUGACACAGUUUUGAUAAGCUUGGCAAACCACUUUAAACAGGUGAACUGUGAGUUUUUAGGUGUAGAUGACAAUGACACUACAUGGGAUGGGACCAUACCACAGUCAUAUGUAGUCUCUGAUUACACAUGUUGUAGUUGGCCUCUCUGAUUACACAUUAUUUUAUCAUUUAGGAAUUUAUGUGCAUACCUCCUGCCUUCAUAUCUGUUGGGUGUUGGCAUUGACUGUUUUAGAACUGUUAAGUUCAUGCCUUCAGUUCUGUUUGAGACAUGAAGUCUGUCAAUUUAUCUGGUGCCUUGCAUAUGUAUACAAACAAAUCAUUACACCACUGCCUUAACUGUCACAAUACCAAAAAAUGACAUUCUAUUUCUUCUCCUUCUCAUGCCAUUUACCUCUAUUUUAUUUUUAUUUUUAAAGGUAUCUUCCUGUUUGAGUGGAAUGUCUUUGCAAUAUUAUAAAUGCAGCAAUGGAAAACUAUAGUAAAGCAUUCAGACAUAUUUUAUGUUAAUAUUAUAGGCAGGUAGUAUUUCAGGCUCUUUUAUAUGCUCAACCUUACCUGCUCUUCAAGGUAGGAGUGCAUCCCUCUCUUGCCUGACUUUUUUAAUUCUUGUAGAUAUUCUGAAUUUAUUUAUAUACUAUAUGAAUAUACUUGUAGACACUCAUGUUGGGCCUUAAAUGCUUGCCAGUGGUAAGAGGCUUUUUCUUGUGAGAUCUGUUUGAUUGAAAUGCUAUGUAAUUAAACAAAAAUCAAACUCA
Molecule: messenger RNA, 3853 nt
Organism: Pygocentrus nattereri (red-bellied piranha)
Lineage: Eukaryota; Metazoa; Chordata; Actinopteri; Characiformes; Serrasalmidae
Gene: lnx2b
Product: ligand of numb-protein X 2b
Exons: 11
Coding region: 455-2485 (676 amino acids)
Molecular function (GO): metal ion binding; ubiquitin-protein transferase activity; protein binding
Source: RefSeq, a predicted model, not a curated record